This is a messenger RNA of Plasmopara halstedii, 3370 nucleotides long. RefSeq lists its product as uncharacterized. NCBI's taxonomy places the organism in Eukaryota, Oomycota, Peronosporomycetes, Peronosporales, Peronosporaceae. Bases 2496 to 2747 code for a protein of 83 amino acids. The transcript has a single exon. The record is from RefSeq and is a predicted model, not a curated record.
AACCACCACAACACCUACUAAACAUUUUAUAUAAUUUGAGCUUAACAUACACAUCCUUCACUUAGCUGAGCUUCUCUCGCUCUGCACUGAACCAGCUUGUUUAUUAGCACUGUAAUGUAAAUAAUGGGCUCAUUUAAGAACAUUUGAUCAAAGCAGCUCUCAAACUUAAUCGCCGCAGCAACAUAUUCCGUCUUUUCAUAGCGCCACAUAUCCAGAUUGCCAAGACAUCUUCAUUCUUCUAAUGUGGUCGCUUCAUUCUUGUACGUGCAAUAGUGUGCAUUCGCAGCGACAGAUUUUUGAAUCAUGUCAUGACAAGCAAGCGAUGCGAUCAGAGAGACUUUAUCAUGUGCCCGUCGAGUUGCGCAGUGCACAUCAAACAUAAUAUCUGGGUGCGUGCACCUAGCAGCGCAGAUUGAACCUCACUAGUGGCUGAUAUUUCUCAGCGUCACUUCUGUUGGUGCAUGAUUUUGUGGCUGUUCGAAUUUUCGCAUUUUUUUGCCUUUGGUGCAAAAAUGCUUAUAACCUGAGCUCUCACCAUGGCCAUGAUUCAUUCGGAACUUGGACCGAAAUUCGACACUUCGAAAGUUAAGACGCCUGGAUGGUCUAUACCUUAGGCAGUGCUUUCGAUCCUUCGUUGCUUUUGAGACGGGUCCAGUCGUAUGCUCACAUGACAUGUUCAGCCGCAUGAUCAUUGAAACUGAGUGUCAACCCAGAGCUGGAUAGUAUGCGGUACGUGUACUUAGACUCUUCAUGAAACAUAAAUCGCAUUAAGUAGAAAUUGAGCUUUUUGUUGUAAGGUUCUUCUUAUUUGUUACCUUGCAGUAGGCUGACAUGUGGUCUUCGAUAUUCAAUUGCCUUGACGGUCGAGCUGCGUCAUUACACUCUGAAAGUUAUAAUAACUUCACUGAUCCUGUUCAUUAAUGUAUGCUGUUAUCCUACCCUGUCAGUAAAGAUAGUCAAGUUUCCGACGCGGAGUACUUCGUGAUGUAAUGUUCUCAUAGUCAAGUGGUCGAAGUGCAUGAAGCUCAUAGCGUUGCCUUGUCUGGCAGUGUUCAACGACGAGCUCGGGCUUUUGUACUUUACACUUAUUGAGUUGCUUGCCACCGCCAAUACAAUCUAGCCAAAAGCACGCUGUAUGCUAAAAUAACUGUCAACCUGUUUUCAAUGUGCGUAAUCUUUAAUCGUGUAUAGUUUGCUCUAAGUGUACAUUCAGACUUUUGUUUCUUAGAAUUUCAGCUAGGCCACAUAUGAGGGAAAAGAAAUAGUAAAGGAGAGGUCUAGUGGGAUGGAUACCUGGGCUGCUUUUGCAGUUGAAUAUAACAUACAGUAAAACAAAUAUGCUUGAUACAAUUAAUGGUAAACCUAAGCUCUAAAAUUGAGCCGCUAUAUAGAGUAGGCACUUCAGCGUCAAAGUUUGAGAAAAAUAUAGAUGCCGUCACAGGACAAUACACUAUUCAAUUCACAGUUUGAGAAACCUUACACUCGUACGCAAGCUUAGAAACGCUAUACAACAUGAUGGCUCUAGCAUAUCAGUCGAGCACGCAAACGUAUGAGAUGAAGCCCAGCUUUCAUUCGCUGCAGCAGUAGAUGAAGCUGCUGGCGGUUGCUGCUGCUGGGGCUGUUCUUCACCACGAGCAGGCUUCGAAAGGGACUCUGCUAGCGAUCCUCUAGCAUAGAAAGCCGUCCUUCCCUAGAGGUCUGGCAAAAGCACUGAUUAUUCGGGGAGAUGAUUCGAUCAAGUGAAGAGAAGACGAGCUGAUCGUCGCCCACCAUGUGAGAAAAUCUGCAUCUUCUCGCUGCAACAAGCCGGAGAAAGCAGGAAACAUUUUGGAACGGAUUUCGUAACCCUAUGUUAACGUUAGGGAAUAGGCGUGACCACAGCGGUAAUUUCGAUGCCGAAACUUCUAGGCUAGCUAACUUUUAUCUCUGCAAUUUAGGAUCCAAAUUUCGUUCUAUAAGUGGCUAUCAGGUUCUUAGAUACCUUUCUUGUAGGUGUCCAACCAUCGUCUUUAAAUGUUCAAGCGCGGAUCCGGAGGGGCUGAACUGCCUCGUCAUUCUUGGUACUCUUGACGGCAGAAUUCAUUGAUUAUGUUACGUGGAAUCAAAAACAUCAGACCAAUCAUAUGCACGAUUCAGAAUUCCAACUAUAAAUCUACCGGAAGCGCAUAAAGCACGACGAGCAGUAUCGCUGAAUGGAUUUGAGAAACUGAUGAAGAGGUGUUUGACGGGAAGUUUUUUUGGACGAAAUUUGAUCCUCUUAGAUGAGAUUGCCUAUAAACUGAAAAUUGGCUUUAACUGCACAUCGAUGAAAAUACAUUUCAGUACUUAAAUAGAAUGAUUGAGUAAGGUUGGAAAUAUGUUCAAGACGCUCAACAUUCUUACUACAUUUUGCUCAAAUUAAAUUAAUCACGACUAUUGCCAAAAAGCACUGUUGUACUGCGUCAAAUAUUAUGGUUUGGGUAUUACAGCGCGCUGCUUGGAAAGAUCAAAAUUAGAUGCAGCCAUCUAAUUGUCACAAAUUGGCUUUAAUGUGGCUGUUUGGAAAAUCAGCUGCCUUUUUUCUCGGAGGAGAUGAUCGGAGGAUCAAGCCCACACGCAGAAUCGACCCUCGCGGAGGAUCGCCAAAUUUCUAUAGAUCACAUAUCGAUCCCCAAUUUUUUUCGUGGCAUCAAUCGUUUGCAUAUGCUAAGUUGGCUAUGAUCAACUUGAAAUGGUGCGACGAUCGCUUGCGCCGGGACAGAAUUUGAGUGACAAAUAUAUCAGUAUUUUUUUGAAAUUUUAAUCCGAGGUAGCUUCAGAUAGCUUCGGGGUCUUUUGAUUGGUGGUGAGGAGAUAAUUGAGCGCUGAGAAGCGUAGCUGGAGAAGCCAAAAGAAGUAAGCUGUAAUCAAAGGAUGCUGACACCAAUGUUUAACAAUGACUUCGAAGGUUAUUUAAUGUGAAUCUCCUGAACAUUUGGAUGGCUGCACUCCAUCAUCACAACACUUUCACAGAUAAUUCGCGGGGAUUCGGACACUGGCGAUGACGUUGUAGGCGGUUGAACUUUCGUAAUUUAAUGAUCCUGCUCGAAACGUGUGGAGGACUUUACUUGUGCCGGUGGGAAUGGUGAAUUGAUGUAAGAAAUAUUUGGUGGUAGCAUCGUUUCAGUGAUAGAAAGCUGCAACGACGACAAAUUUUCUGACGCAGUGUUCAAAGCUCGCGUCGCAGCCAUAAUGACAUUUGAAGUAGCGGUGCUGCGAUUACGCCAGAGUUUUUAACACCGUCGCGUCGAUUUCGCUGGCAUUGAUUAAACUGGGCUUUUUGAUUGGACAAAAACUGUUUGAUAUCUAAAAACAUUGUUAUUGCCCCUUUACAAUUCCUUCGUAUUUCUAA